AUGAAUGGGUUCAGUCGAGCAGGAAAAGUGAAGGAGGCAUUGACUAUUCUGGAUGAGAUGAGGGGCCGGGGGAUGAAGCCCAAUCUUUAUACUUUUAAUUGUUUGAUAUAUAAUCUUGGAAUUGCUGGGAAGGCUGAGGAAGCUGAGAAUAUUUACAAGGAGCUGAAGCUAAUGGGUAUUAAGCCCGAUGUAUUUACGUAUAAUGCUCUGAUUAGAGCGUAUAGCACGUGUGGGGACAUGGAUCGUGCGUACGCAAUGUACAAGGAGAUGAUGGUCAGGGGUUGUAAUCCUAAUUCUGAGACCUUUCCUCAACUUCCAAACUGA
This is a messenger RNA of Striga asiatica, 324 nucleotides long. Lineage: Eukaryota; Viridiplantae; Streptophyta; Magnoliopsida; Lamiales; Orobanchaceae. The record is from the annotation of a GenBank genome assembly.